This is a messenger RNA of Ctenocephalides felis (cat flea), 2045 nucleotides long. RefSeq names its product kinesin light chain-like. Gene Ontology annotation, cellular component: membrane-bounded organelle; cytoplasm; kinesin complex. Gene Ontology annotation, biological process: microtubule-based movement. NCBI's taxonomy places the organism in Eukaryota, Metazoa, Arthropoda, Insecta, Siphonaptera, Pulicidae. Gene Ontology annotation, molecular function: kinesin binding. The record is from RefSeq and is a predicted model, not a curated record.
GCGCAAGAUCGAAGCACUCGGCAAAAUGACGCAAAUGUCGCAGGAGGAGAUCCUGCAAGGCACCCGUGCCGUUCUGCAAGGAUUGGAGGCAUUACGUUGCGAACAUGCUGCUGCUCUCGCUGCUGCAGCAGCAGCUGCCACAGCCGAAGGUGCCGUUGAAGAAGGCAGCGACCGUGAGCGAGAUAGGAUCGUACGCAAAAGUAUUGAGGCGAUUGAGCUGGGCUUGGGAGAAGCUCAGGUUAUGAUGGCGCUUGCAUCACAUUUACAAGCGGUUGAAGCAGAGAAGCAAAAAUUGCGCACACAAGUACGAAGAUUAUGCCAAGAAAAUGCCUGGUUGAGAGAUGAAUUAGCCAACACCCAGCAAAAAUUACAGUCGUCAGAACAAGCAGUUGCCACUUUGGAGGAAGAAAAGAAGCAUUUGGACUUCAUGGCUUCAGUGCGCCAAUAUGAUAGCGCUGACUCGAAUCAGGAUGAAGAUGGUAAUAACAGAGACAAAAGCCACAGGGAUCAAGAUCCUGUUGUUGAUUUAUUCCCUGAUGAUGACCAAGAGGAACGAGGUACAAUGUCUCCUACUCCACCUUCCCAGUUUGCUAACCAAGUCACAGCAGGUUAUGAAAUUCCUGCAAGAUUAAGAACUUUGCACAACUUGGUUAUUCAAUAUGCAUCUCAAGGACGUUAUGAGGUGGCUGUUCCCCUAUGCAAACAAGCAUUAGAAGACUUAGAAAAGACAUCAGGACAUGAUCAUCCUGACGUAGCAACCAUGUUAAAUAUUCUGGCGUUGGUGUAUAGAGAUCAAAACAAAUACAAGGAGGCUGCAAAUUUGUUGAAUGAUGCUCUAGCUAUCAGAGAAAAGACAUUAGGUGAAAAUCACCCAGCUGUUGCAGCAACAUUAAAUAACUUGGCUGUGCUUUAUGGAAAACGCGGCAAAUAUAAGGAUGCAGAACCAUUAUGCAAAAGAGCACUUGAGAUUCGUGAGAAGGUUUUGGGUAGGGAUCAUCCUGAUGUAGCUAAACAAUUGAAUAACUUGGCACUGCUUUGCCAAAAUCAGGGUAAAUAUGAGGAAGUUGAACGUUAUUAUCAGCGUGCUUUAGAGAUCUAUGAACUGAAAUUGGGUCCAGAUGACUCUAACGUAGCUAAAACUAAAAAUAAUUUGGCUUCAUGCUAUCUAAAACAAGCCAAAUACAAGGAUGCUGAAACAUUAUACAAGCAAGUAUUGACCAGGGCACAUGAAAGGGAAUUCGGCACAAUAGAUGGUGAUAAUAAACCAAUUUGGCAAGUAGCAGAGGAACGUGAAGAGAAUAAAUUGAAAUCUCGCGAAAAUGCUCCAUACGGUGAAUACGGUGGCUGGCACAAGGCUGCACGAGUUGAUUCUCCAACAGUUACCACUACUUUGAAGAAUCUUGGUGCUUUGUAUCGCAGGCAGGGAAAAUAUGAAGCUGCUGAAACUUUAGAAGAUUGCGCCUUGAGAACAAGAAAAGAGCAGGCCUUAGACGUAAUAAAACAAGCGAAAGUAGCACAGAUCUUAGGUGGCCAAGGUGCUGACGGUUCGCCUGGUGAGCGACGUGGAUCUGGACGGCCCACUUCAGGAAUCAGAAACAACGCAAUGCGUGGGCAAGCGGGUUCCCGUGAAAGUUUAGACUACGAUCACUCCGAAGAUGCCGGCCAAGGACAAUCGCCUGCGCAGUCUGGACUGAAAACUAAAUUGUUCAACGCCCUGGGCAUCAGUUCACCUUCUCAUCAUUGAACAAAUUAUUAUUAUUCAACGAUAACUUAUAUAUUAUGAAUCUAUAGAUUGUACAUUUUUGGCUAAAAUUUCGGUCCGUACCGGAAAAGGAAUUGACAUAGGAACAGUGAUUUUUAAUUUCAAUUUUAUAACGAGCUACAGAAACAUCAACGUUCCUUGAAAUAUGUUUUGUGGUUAAAAUUACUUUUCAAAUUUUACUACAUAUUAGAGUGCAAUCAAUUUUUUUCUUUUAAUGAAGGCACUUGAUGAAGUGUGAUAAUUAUUUAUUUUGAUAGGGUAAGCGUCUUUUAUUCGGUUUCAA